Molecule: messenger RNA, 1413 nt
Organism: Plasmodium vivax (malaria parasite P. vivax)
Lineage: Eukaryota; Apicomplexa; Aconoidasida; Haemosporida; Plasmodiidae
Exons: 1
Coding region: 1-1413 (470 amino acids)
Source: RefSeq, a predicted model, not a curated record
AUGGGGCGCGCGCGCAAGGGGAAGAAGGCGGCGCCGCCGCUGUCGAAGAACACGCUGCGGGCGCUGCACAUAAUUAUGGCCAUCGGCUUCAUCAGCGCCGUGCCGCAAAUCCUAACCACGGUGAUGACCACCUGGAGGGAAGCAGAACCAAUCGAAUACAAAUACAUGUUCAGAGGCAGCGAGCACUCCCUGUACGUGGACUACACCUACUACGGCUUGUAUAAAGUGAUAUACGAUGACAAGCAUGUGGAGACGUGGACGCAGAGGGUGCAAAAUAUGCGAAGCAAAGGAAGUGAAGGAAUUCAAGUGGGCCGGAACAGCGAAUCUGCUGGGAGUCUGUCUCUCUGGACUUCCGCAUGUCAGGAGGCUUGUCGAGACGCCAUUAUCAGACGUAUAGAAGCCUACGAAAGAGUCUCCUUCAUUUCGUUAAUACUCCUGUGUGGCAUCGUUUUGUCUUGUACCAUUAUCAUUCUGUGCAUCGGGUGGAACAUCCUAUUCUCCAAGAGUAUUCUCAUUUCGAUGGCUUGCUUCAUGUUGUCUUUUAUUAUUAACGGGGGGAUAGGGACCUACUGGUAUUACGAAACAGACCUUUCUUGGAACCUAGUCACUAAGGCUCAACAGUACCCUUUCCCCAAAUGCUCCUACUGCUUCUACAUCUUUAUGAUCACCACAGGGGUAUACGCCUUAUGUUUUUUUUUCCUUCUUAUGCUGGACCUUUAUAAUAAAAACUCACAGAAGAAGUCCCACUUGGAUCAAAUGACUCUACAGAAUAGGAACGCCAUGAAUGCCAAGAAUUUAUACCAACCGCUUUUCGAUGGGCAAGCCAAUAUGAUGAUGUCUCGCAGUGCUAGCUAUACGAAUCUUAUGCCUUACGGGAAAGGUGCCGGGAUGGGUGGUGCCCCCAUGGGAGCUGGAGUGAUGGGGGGAGGACCCCCCGUUCCCAACUUUUUACAAUUUAAUAAAACGAACUUAAAUCAAUACGGAGGGAUUAAUCAUAAUGGGUUCCCUGGGUUCAGAAAUAUGCCUCCUGGGAUGGGCAUGCCCAUGCCCCCUGGAAUGUCCCCUGCGGGGAUUCCCCCCGGGGUUCCUCCAGGGAUGGGCCCCGGAAUGACCUCAGGAAUGACCCCAGAGAUGGGCCCAGGAAUGACCCCAGAGAUGGGCCCCGGAAUAACCCCAGGGAUGGGAUCACCCAUGCAGCAUAAUUUGAACCCCAACUUUUUCCCGCAAAUGCCAAGGCAGUACUCCUACUCCGGCUCGCCAUCCUUCCAACAGGGCCUCCCCAACUUCAACACCUUUCAGGGCCAGAACAUGCCCCAGAUGUCCUCCGGGAUGUUUUUCCCGCGCCAGUAUUCCGGCAUCGACUACGAGAACAUCAACAACCCCUUCAGUGUGAAGAAGCCCUUCAAGUUCUGA